CCUCGACACAGAGGGAACGCUUCGAACACCAGCUUCAGCUGGUGACGAUGACGAGUGAUGCGGAAGAGUCGGUGGACUUACAGCACGAGCUGGAAAGGGCUUUGGAUGAAGGACGUUCGGGCCGAGAGAUGAUCUUGAUCAGACCGCAACACAAGGACGAGAUGCUGGGCCUCCAGCGCAAGCUGAUGCAGCAGAUGGAUGCGAAAGAAAGAUUUCCGAACAGCAGACAUGAAAGACUUCAGUUGGUCUUUCAUGGCUGCUAUUUGGAGGUCUUUCUCUCGCGUCGUGGCUUCCAUCUGUUGCAUCAGCUUGCGCUUUCUUCUCCCAAGCGUGUGGGGACCGUGCAUGUCUUUACUGCGGUACUCAUGGACAGAUGA
Cladocopium goreaui is the source of this 377-nucleotide messenger RNA. The record is from the annotation of a GenBank genome assembly. Lineage: Eukaryota; Dinophyceae; Suessiales; Symbiodiniaceae.